AACAAGUAAAGCUGUGCCUAUAAUUCACUUGAUUGAUUCUGUUGUUCAAAUUUGAAUAGGAGACAAUGAGCUUAGCACUCGUCCAGGGCUAUUCUUCCUCUGAAGAAGAAGAAGAAGGCCAAAAUGGCCUCCAUUACCAUAACUCAUCGGACGACGACGGCGACGGCGUUGAGCACAAAUUAGCAUCCUCCUCCGUUUAUGAGUCGUCCCGAUCCACCUCCUCCAAUACCUCCGCCCUCCCGUCUGCUUCCGACGCCUUCUCCGAGAUUUCGGGACCCCCUGCUUUUCUGAACAACUGCGUCCAAGAAUACUCCCCCCAGCAAGUGAGUCAUGCUACUCGUCACAACAAACAUCGCAAGGAAAAGAAAGACUUACCAGCUGGUGCAGUAGUGGAGUCCAAAGCUCAUUUAGUUGGUAUCCAUGAACGAGUAAGAAGUGAUCUUGAUGGUAAGCAACCUCCAACAGUAGCUGAUGCAAGCACAAAUCAAGGAGGCAAGCGUGUGGCAACUGUAACAAAUCCCAGUGCAGAGGAUGCUGCAGCGCUUCUGAGGAUGUGUUUGCAAUGUGGAAUACCCAAGACCUUCUCCAAUGCACGGGGAAUGGUCUGCCCAGCAUGUGGUGAUCGGCCUGUAGAGGCAACCGACGACUCCAAGAAGAAGGGGUCUACAAUCAAAGAUAAGGAGAAGAAUAAGAGGAUGAAAGGCCAGUCAUCUCAUGCUACAUGGAAAAGUGAAACUGAAAUGCAGCUUCGACAGCAAUUUGACUAGUAGGAUCAUCUCAGGUAUUACCUGGAAUGGAACAGCAUAACAUGUCAUAGGUUUAUUGUUACAUCCAUGUAGCUGCAAAUCAGUAGUUAGUAGGCCCAAAGUGCAACAGGUGAAUGUGAUGUAUGCUAUGCUCUGGUAUCGUGUCAAAAUGUGUUCUGUACUUUUCUUGUCACCUAUUACUAGAGGUGGCUCUCCUUUUCUGGUUGGUAAUAACUCUCCUGGUUCAAAGCGUGGCGAAACGUCAAACUGACUUGCUUGAUUAACUUUAUCUCAGUAGAAUGAUCUUGUAUUG
Rosa rugosa (rugosa rose) is the source of this 1059-nucleotide messenger RNA. RefSeq lists its product as uncharacterized. The record is from RefSeq and is a predicted model, not a curated record. Bases 66 to 767 code for a protein of 233 amino acids. The transcript has 4 exons. Lineage: Eukaryota; Viridiplantae; Streptophyta; Magnoliopsida; Rosales; Rosaceae.